This is a messenger RNA of Paramuricea clavata, 1163 nucleotides long. NCBI's taxonomy places the organism in Eukaryota, Metazoa, Cnidaria, Anthozoa, Malacalcyonacea, Plexauridae. The record is from the annotation of a GenBank genome assembly.
CUUCGAGCGAACGUCAACAACAAAAAAUUUCCGCUUAAAACUGAAUAAAAAUGGCAGAAGACACUCCGGAUAUGGAGAAAGAACUACUUAUAGAAGAAGAACAACAUCAGAGUGACGAGGACCUGUCUACGAACGAACGAUUUAUGGAAUUGUUAUCCAAAAUGAAUGAUAAUAUUUGUGCACUAGGCGUAUCGCUAAAUAAACGAAAACAUGAGAGCUUUGUCUCUGAUCAACCAAGCACAAACACGGCAGUAUCUGCCAAAAAAGCUAAAAUUCGCUCACUGUCUGAGUCUGUAUCAGACAACGAAUCGGACAGUGAAGCAUUGCUGGGAGACGCGGAGCAGGGACGACAUCACAAUGCCAAUGGCAAUGAUGAGAACAAUUCGAACGAGGACGAACAACAAACCGCCAACAUGGCGGACGUAGACGAUCCCUUGCUGGACGAAAUAGCGCAGUCACUUGACGAAACUGAGCGAACGGGCGACCCCGUCUCAGAUAAACUCGCACUGAUUGCUAACAAACGCUGGAAUCAUAAAUUAAGUGACGACCAGCUAAAAGAAAAGGCCGAAAAAUACCCGCGACCAGCGAACUGCGACAAAGUUGUGAGCCCACGCGUAAACCCUGAAAUAUGGGCUAAAUUAACAAGGGCUGUUCGUGGCGAGGAUCACAAGCUCUUUCGUGUACAAACCCAGCUUGGCACAGUCACUAACCUUGUAGUGCAAGCUACAGAUAUGCUGUUGAAAGCAAAAUCUGACCCAAAAAGUCUAAAAAUUGAUGACCUAGUGCGAAUGAACACAGAUGCUGUUGCUCUGGUUAGUCAUGCUAGCCAUGAGCUAGCCCAAAGAAGGCGCGAAAUCAUUAGACCUCACCUUCACAGGGAUUAUAUUGAGCUAUGCUCACAAGAAGUUCCUGUGACAAGCUUACUGUUUGGAGACGACCUCCAGACAGAAUUGACCCGUAUUCGGGCAACAAACAAAAUUGGAAAUACAACAAAUCCAUCAUCACACGCGCCGAGUCAACACCGGAUUUAUAAGCCAAGUACGAGCAAUUAUGGCAACAAACAGCCUCCUUUUUUAUGGCGAGGAGCCCAGUCGUACAGACGACUGGAGAACAACAACAGGCGUGGUCAGAACCGAGCUCGUUUCGGGCCAAUGAAGAAAUAG